AACAUCAUCGGCUUUUGUUUUUUUAUCAACUUAUUUGGGAUUCCGGGAUGAUAUUGUGGAAAGAGUCACUUUUUCAAAGCUCGAAAUAGGGAAUCUUUUAAGAUCCUAAUUCUCUUAGUUCAAAUUGUCUUUAGCGAGCAUUGUUUUGUUUUCAAAGCCUCUCUCUGAUAUCGAGAUAUUCUAAAUGUAAAGUUAGGUUAGUUCGAAGCAACAUGAUCACACACGUACACGUGGGUACUGUUUAGUUCCUAGCGAUCAACAAGAAAUCCUUUCUGUUUAAGCCGGAAUCUUCAAAAUUACCAAUGAUCGUCACCGCCUCCUGAAAUCAGCAAUCUUCCUGCCACUCUGAGGGUCAAAAUGGACAACAAACGCAUUGUGCCAUGGUUCUCCAUGGAUGAGUGGAAAUAUGUACGAGAAUUACUCUACUCAAGUGAAUUGUCAGAUCUCGAAAAAGGGUACCAAAUCCUUCAAGUUUGGAAAGUGAGAUGUCCUAUUCUUCCUGUUGGUGUAGAAUGCACAAUGGAAAUUGUGAAAGUUAUGCUUGAAGACAAGAUAGCAAGUGCUCAAAAUGCGGCUGGUGGCAAAGUUUGCUCUCAAGUCUAUUCCUUAGAACCAAUUUACACCAGUGUAAUAAUGAGGUCCCUCAAUUUCAUCACUGAACUUAAAAGCGCAGAAGUGUCGACAAUGUACAGAGCGGCCAGUGAACUCAACAUUCCGGAUUGGAUUGUCAACAUACGCCAUGAUGCUGCUCAUGGGAGAGCCUUUCCUCCUUUGUAUUUAUUACAAUCUGCAAUUGAAUUCAUAUUCAACUGGCUUCAAGAAAACUACUGGGCAGACGAAGCUGACAUUUCUCAAGGGUACUCAGUUCCAGAAGAAGGUGAAAAAGGCUGGGAGGAAAAGCUGGCCAAUCUAAUUCAACACUACGUUAGUAUCAGUAAACUUUGUCAGUCAGGCGUCUCAACGUUAGACCAACUACAUUCUUCACCAGAAGGAAAAGCUUUGCUCAAGAAGCUAGAUGAGGAUGGCCUGCUCAAAUCUUUUCAACUCGCAGAUACUGAUUUUAUCCUAUUAACUGACGUUCGUCAGAAAUUUUCAAGAAGACUGCAGCGUUUAAUUGAGCAAAAGUCUUCUAAGUCCAAAAACGAUGAAGUUUUAAUUAAUAUCUUUACUGUAGAGGCUACAAAUAUGCUGUCAGGUUCCGAAGAUGGUUCUCUUCCCAGAGAAUGGGUUGAGAUAUGGUGGCAAAUACUGAAGCAUCUCUCAAAAAACACUGUAUACAACUUAGUCUUAGCCUUGAAAGACCUAGCAAAUGCUGAUGAAGGUAGCCGUGGAAAAAUGGCAGCCUAUUGGCUAUCAGAGUUUUUCUCAGUAUUUAAAAAUAGCGCAAAUCCAGUGUCAUCUGAUAUUGAAACUCUGAAUCUAAAUCAGCUUCCGGACAAGAGUAAACUUCAGCUGCUAGUGGAGAAUGUUUGCCUAAAUCCCAGUAAAACAACCGUUCAUUAUCUUCCGAGGCUGCUAGAUUUACGAGAGCCCAAGUUAGACCGUAAGAAGAGAAAAUUGAUAAUUGAACUUCACAAAAUAUACUUGGGGAAAAAAAUCAGCAGUGCUGAGGACAAUGAGGUUGUCAAGUCUUUAGAAAAUCUCUUCAAUGAGCCUCACGAUGCGGUAAUAAACGGAACAGAUGAAGAAAACAGGGAGAUGUUGAUGGAAGAAGAAGAGGAAGUUCCUGCUCUAGAAUCACUGCCUGGUCCAUUUGGGAUAUGGAGUCGUGCUCAAGGUGAUUUUGGAUGGAAUGCUUGUCCUAUCGGAGUCGUACCCUGGCAAAGACAACGCACACUUCCUGACUGGUCAAUGCUCGCUUCGCUGUGAUUUCAAAACAAUGAUUGUUUUUUAUUUCAUUGUCCUCUGCCCCCCCUCCAAAAAAACUUCUUUGCCUGUUUUUUAAUCAUUGUGAGUUUUCAGCCUUGGUCACUCCAACAUUAUUUUCAUUAAUCUCAAAGUCACACAGGUGUUAUGGAGGGAAAAUGACUGAUGGAUGAAAGGAGGCUGUCCUUUGCUGUUAAUAUUUAGCAGGACAUCAAAUCGUCACCCUGGCACAGCGGUACUUGUGAUACUUUGGCCGGAAGGUUACGGAAUAACAACGCACUAGUCGUUUUAUCAUUUCCAGUUUAUAGUGACUGCGAGAUCAUAAGAUUUGGAAAAAAUACCUAUUAAAAGUGUGACCAAGGCUUGUUCAAAGACAAGGCCUGUUAUCAAAUUAUCUGUUUGAAAUAAAUUUUUUUAUUGUUCAGUCA
Messenger RNA from Bemisia tabaci, 2294 nucleotides. RefSeq lists its product as uncharacterized. Gene Ontology annotation, cellular component: Las1 complex; preribosome, large subunit precursor. NCBI's taxonomy places the organism in Eukaryota, Metazoa, Arthropoda, Insecta, Hemiptera, Aleyrodidae. The record is from RefSeq and is a predicted model, not a curated record. Gene Ontology annotation, molecular function: endonuclease activity. Gene Ontology annotation, biological process: maturation of LSU-rRNA; maturation of 5.8S rRNA.